UGUCUCUGUCAGAUAUGAGAUCCUUGGUUCCGCCGUGGAAGGUGAGGGCGCUCCUUCCAGUCCACCGAUGCUGUUUCACAGACCGUCUGACCCCCUCACCAACAAGCCACUUCCUCUUUUGUCUGAUUUCAUGGCGAUCGGGAGAGAGGGAACACCACCGACGCACGCACACUGUCUCAGCACUCUUGAAAGAGUUUAUCCGGGUGUAAACUAAAACGAUCUGACUGGCACAAGAACAUUGUUCUCCAGGUGAAACUACGUGGACAACAUUAAAGGACUCCAUAGCACUUGGAUCUGUUCUUCUCUGUCCCAGGUUCAGACUGUGUGGUCUAUGGCUCUGAUGGACAAACACAAACAAGUCAAGCGGCAGAGACUUGACCGCAUUUGUGAGGGUAUCCGACCCCCAAUCCUGAAUGGGCCAAUGCACCCGCGGCCCCUAGUUGCCCUGCUAGACGGGCGUGACUGCACUGUGGAAAUGCCCAUCCUCAAAGAUGUGGCCACAGUGGCCUUCUGCGAUGCCCAGUCCACACAAGAGAUUCAUGAGAAGGUGCUAAAUGAGGCAGUUGCUGCCCUGCUCUACCACACCAUCACUCUGUCCAGGGACGACUUGGAAAAGUUCAAAGGCCUUCGCGUUAUUGUCAGGAUCGGCUCUGGCUUCGACAAUGUCGACAUCAAAGCAGCUGCUGAGCUAGGUAUUGCUGUCUGUAAUGUGCCAGCAUCGUCUGUGGAGGAGACAGCCGACACUUCACUAUGCCUGAUCCUCAACCUGUACAGGCGAGUCACCUGGAUGCACCAGGCCCUCAGGGAGGGAACCCGAGCCUCGAGUGUGGAACAGAUCAGAGAGGUAGCUGGUGGUGCUGCUCGUAUCCGGGGUGAGACACUCGGCAUCAUCGGUCUAGGGCGUGUUGGCCAAGCUGUGGCUCUGCGGGCUAAGGCUUUUGGUUUCGGUGUGAUCUUUUAUGACCCCUACCUGCCUGAUGGUGUGGAGCGCUCAUUGGGCCUGCAGCGCAUGGCCACUCUGCAGGACCUGCUCAUCCACUCGGACUGUGUAUCCCUGCACUGCAGCCUCAACGAGCACAACCACCACCUCAUUAAUGACUUCACCAUCAAACAGAUGCGUCAGGGAGCCUUCCUGGUGAACACGUCAAGAGGCGGUCUGGUUGACGAGAAAGCAUUGGCUCAGGCCCUGAAAGAAGGCCGGAUACGAGGGGCUGCCCUGGACGUCCACGAGACAGAACCUUUCAGUUUCUCCACAGGACCUUUGAAGGACGCCCCCAACCUGAUCUGUACCCCACACACAUCUUGGUACAGUGAGCAGGCCUCUGUGGAGGCUCGUGAGGAGGCAGCCAGGGAGGUUCGCCGCGCUAUCACUGGGCGUAUCCCUGACAGUCUGAAGAACUGCGUUAAUAAGGAGUAUCUGAUGGCAGCCUCUCAGUGGCCCAGCAUGGAGGCAGCCACUGUUCACCCAGAACUUAAUGGAGCCACUUACAGAUUUCCUCCAGGUCUGAUCAAUGUUGCAGCAGCAGGGGGUCUCCCAGGAGCUGGCGCAGGGGUGGAAAGCCUUGUUUCAGGAACCCUGGCUCACGGCAUCACCCCUGUCUCCCACCCGCCUCACGCACCCUCCCCUAAUAAGGCCGAAGCCGACAGAGACAUCCCCUCCGACCAAUAGCCCCCCCAGCCGUCGCCAGCACAUUCCGUCGCCUCUGGAAACCACCCCCACCCCCACCUCCCAGCAUCAGACACAGCCCGACCCUCCAGUACAUCGGCAGCGCCAGUUUGACCUGAUGUGGAUUCACACAGUCUCGUUCCUCAGAUCACAUAACCAGCCCAGGAGUGACCUAUCCACAGCUAGCCCCAUCCCAUCCACACCACAAGAACACACAUCCCUCCAUCCUUGUCCUCAUGUCACCCACUCACCUGCCAUCCCCUCCCCCCCUUCACUCCCCCACAACGUCAGCAAUAACUGUGUUCUCAAGGAUUCAAUGAUUGGAUUGGUUUAUAUCCUUAGUUGGCUGUUUUAAUGGAAAGUUGACCUGUUGUGGUUCUAGGUGUUAAUGUUUGUUUGUUUGUAAAAAAAAAAAAAAAAAAAGCAUUUCUGACAUGAGGCUUUCCAGCCUGCCGUCUCCUGCAGUCCUCUGACCAGCAGAGGCAGGAAGGCUGAAGCCUCCCUUUGUACAUUAAUGGCUCAUGUUACUGCUCUUCUUCUUCUUUUCUUUUUUUCCCCUCCCCCCUCCAACUUUAUUGUGACGAGGGAAAAUGUGUACUAAAGUAAACCAGACAGAAUCACAAACAGUACAUCCUGUCCUUCCCACCAGGCGUCUAGCUACCCCUCAGACCAGUUUGGCCCUUACUGCUCCCUGGCACUGUCCUCUUCUUGCUCAGCAGAGGGAACCAUAAUGCCGUCAAUAUGGAGCUCUCUCAGACUGUAUAUUGAAUCUGCUCAGCUCAUACUUCAGAUAGUGAUACCCAACAUCAUUUGUCACCUUUUUACUGCUGUGGCUGCCUAUUUUUAGGACCGCAACCCUGUAAUCACACAUGUUUUGUCCCACAUGGAUUGUUUUGUGUCACAAUAGCGAUAGCACCCAGGCAUGAAUUUCAUCUCGUGCAAUCAGAUGGAGUUGCUACGUCUGAGGUCUUUACACAUAUUGCCCACACAGAAUCAAAAACGGCAGCCUUUUUCUGGCUGAGAAAACAACAGCAUGCCAGAGUCCUCGCCAGCAGAGGGCACCGUCUGGCCACUCGGAGCUGAGAGAGUUGCACGCAGCUAAUUUCAGCCAGUUACAGGUUAGCUGUAGUGAUGAAGAACAUGAUCACACACUGCCAACAUUCAGAACACAGGAUGGGUGACCAGGGACCGCCUUAUUGUUUAGGAAGAUCUCACUGCACCACCCUGCACCCACUCACCUUCCACUCCUCUCCCACUGUCAUGGCCCAUCCUUUACAUCUGCUCAUGAACCAGUAUGCAUCCACCAAUUCCUUUAAGUGUGAGGGGACAGUAGAGUUUAGUAUCUCUGUAGGAGCAAGGGGACAGUGUUCUUGCAUGCUGGCUUUGUUAAUGACAGUGGUGUGUGUGCGUGUGUGCGUGCGUGUGUGUGUGUGUGGGUUUGUAUGUUCCCUCACCCUGUUAUGAUAACAAGCUAUUGUCUUUCCAAAGGAAUAGUCCCUAGGAGUAACUCUUUAACGCUGUUGCCCUGGUGUCAAGGGAACACCUUUCUAGUACCUCAGUAACAGAUAUUGAAUGUACCGUGCAUACCCUUUUAUUUUUUGUACAGAUUUUCUAGAUACUUCUUUACUAUUCUUUACCAGAAGGGUUGUGAAAUUGUAGCAGUAAUGAUACAAUAAAAAAAACAUUGCCCCCCAUGAAAUAAAUUGACAAAAUCCUUUUAUGUUCGCUAUAAUAGGUCACUAAAUACUCAGGCUUCGAAACCAAUGCGUAUCUCUUUGCCUUUACCUUUUAUUUCCUCAUUGUGGAAAAUUCAGCACAACGCUUUCCCAUUUUUAGACUCCAGACUGUAGUCGAUGUGUUUUGACCUCCAUCUUACUGGCUAUUGAAAACGAAGGAAAAAACAAAAAGCGGUCGUCGUGGUCUGCUAGGUUUUUUUGUUUUGUUUCGUUUUUUUACUAGAACGGUAGUAGUAGAUGCAGUUUUGUUUUGUUUUAACCCCUUUCAUUGUCAGGCUGCUCUAUCUAUAGUGCAUGUGAGGUAAUUUUUUAGGGGAAAUACUAUUGGCUUAAAGAAUUUGUGUCAUCUUGCUGUUUCCCUCUGCUCCCCGGCCUUUCCCCCUCCCCUCAGAGUGUUUUCAACCCGAGUUGCCAUUUUUGUCGUGGUCAGUUUCCAGUGAUGUACAGUUUUCCCUCAGAGUCUAUGAGAGACAUGGAGCAUGUCUGUGUCCUGAGAUGCUAGGCUCCUCUGUCAUGUGAUGAGUAUAUAUUUUUUAAAAAUAACCCCCAUAGUUCGGAUUAUGAGCAUAAUAGUAAUCUUAAAUUUUGCUGUUGAUCAUGAUGAUUAUAUAUAUAUUUCAGUUCAGCAGUGCACUGUUAUGAAAACCAUUCUGUUUUAUUGUAGGAUUUCAUUAUUAUGGAUAUGCUGUCUGUGUUCUACAUGUUGUACUGAAACAUUUCGGAGAAAACAAAAGAUCCCUUUCCUGGUGAUUCUUUUUUUCUUUCUUUUUUUUUUUUUUUUAAGUUUGUCUUCUCCCAACUGUCUUUUCCAGCUGAUAUCCUCUGGGCCUUACUUUUUCUCUCCCUGUAAAAAUAGCUGUUAUAGAAAGUCGCCAUGGAACCACUCACUGCCUUAAUACAGUUGACCACAGCAGGUGAAGUCAGGAGACACACCCAGUCGAUAAGAACGGGCCACAAUAUAGGCCGCUCUGCAAAAAGCUCCUCACACCCCUACAGGCCUGAAUCUGCAGCACCUUGCAUUUCUUUUUUCACUGAUGAACCACAUUUAGCCUUGUUUUGGGCUCAAACACAAAAAUCCAGUGUGAAUUCUUACUGUGCAUUAAUAAGAGGUUAUAUUUUUCUUUUCUAACUUUGAAUAGUUUAAGUCAGCCCGGCAGUGUGUAUGUGCGUAGGCUAACAGAUAAGCACAGUGUGUAUACUCACAAAGCCGCAGCUGAUAUUUCACUCUUGGGUGUGAGAAUGCCCCCACCCACCGCCACCACCACCCUGGGGCUCUAAAAGCAUCUUUCACUGUGCUGCCAGAGCCCCAGUGGGGCUGGGGUGGGGGGCAUAGCAAACACUGGUGUGGUCUGUAAAAAAAAAAAAAAAAAGCAGAAAAUUACAGUGAGAAUCGGUCACUUUUUCUCUCUCAGGGUUCAAAUGCACACAUAUCCUCCAGCAGUCACCCUCUGUCUCGUGUCCCUCGUCCCAAGUUUUCCGCCCUCAGAAUGUAGUACAGCCUCCUGCGUUUUUAGAAACCGCUCUCCCCUUGUUACCCUCUUUGUGCACAGGUCUGAACUUUUUUUCCCCCGUUUUUUGCUUUCUUUUGGCACUGACAUCUAACCAUCUAACAAGGAAUGAAUGAAUGAAUGUUUGAAAGUGACUGUGUGUAAUGUUAAAAUUGGGAAAUGUAUUUUUACAACAUGUGAACAUUUUUUUUCCACUCACUCUCAUUGUGAAUUGAUUUUUUUUUUCUUUCA
This is a messenger RNA of Centropristis striata (black sea bass), 5141 nucleotides long. RefSeq names its product C-terminal binding protein 1. Bases 332 to 1669 code for a protein of 445 amino acids. NCBI's taxonomy places the organism in Eukaryota, Metazoa, Chordata, Actinopteri, Perciformes, Serranidae. The transcript has 11 exons. The record is from RefSeq and is a predicted model, not a curated record. Gene Ontology annotation, molecular function: oxidoreductase activity, acting on the CH-OH group of donors, NAD or NADP as acceptor; NAD binding; transcription corepressor activity.